AAUAGUACACUCUUAACACUGCUCUUACCUAAACAACAUAUUUCUGUUUGAUGCACUAUUCAUUUCACUUGAAGGUGGUUAAAUAGUACUCCUUAUGUUACUUUAGUUGCUCAAAGACGUCUGCGUGUGAAAGAAAUGUCACACAUACAUUGCAAACUGAUUGAUAUACAGUAUUAUCUGAUCGCAUUUAUUUGCACAUUUAAGGGCAUGUGAACUUCACUUUCAAAUUUCCAUUACCUGGAGUACUACUACUUUACAUCUGAAGAGCAUAUUGCUACCAUUUUGUCUGAACAGGUGCAGUUGAACAUGCAGAUUUUUUGUAAAGUUGCUGAUUUUGUCUUUUACCUAGGCAAGGAGCCUGAAAAGGCACGGGAGCGCUAUGAUAAAGUGACCAUGAAACUGCAUAACCUCCACAAUCAGUAUGUCCUGGCAGUGAGGGGAGCACAGCUGCACCAAGAGCACUACCAUGACACCACUCUUCCUCUGCUGCUGGACUCCUUACAGAAGAUGCAGGAGGAAAUGAUUAAAGCCCUGAAGGGAAUUUUGGAAGAAUACAGUGAAAUCACCAGUCUUUUAUCUGAUGAAAUAGUUAAGGUUCAUAAAGAAAUUUACACAUCCAUUGAACAGAUUGACCCUGCUUCAGAGUAUGAGCAUUUUAUAGAAGUUCACAGAUCACCAGAAAUGAAGCAACCAUGUGUAGAAUUUGAUGUUUCCUUGCUGGAGGAAACUGAGAACCUACAAGCAAAUGAGAUUUUAUGGAAUAAUUUGACAGCCGACAGUUUACAAGCAGUGCUGAAAUCAACAUCAGAAGAACUGACCCUAACUCAGCAGACCCUUCAGAACAAAGAAGAACUGAUGCAGGACUUGGAGAAGAAAAUUGAGGAAUCUGCCAAAUCGUGUGAAAAGAAGUCAGAUAUUGUAUUGCUGCUUAGUCAAAAACAAUCAUUAGAAGAGUUAAAACAGACAGUCCAACUGCUGAGAUGCACUGAGGCCAAACUGACUGCACAGAAAGAGUUACUGGAUCAGAAGAUGCAGGAAAAUGAAGGCAAAGAACCACCUCCUGUUGUUAAUUAUGAAGAAGAUGCCAGGUCUGUCAAUUCUAUGGAUAAAAGCAAAGACAAGAUUUCAAAGUUUGACACCUUACGCCAUUCCAUUGCAGGAAUAAUUCGGUCCCCGAAGUCAGUCUUGGGCUCCUCAUCAUUCUUUGAUGUGAUUCCUACCAGUGAGAAGCCAUUAGGAGAUCAAGAAUGGUAUCACGGCGCUAUCCCAAGAAUAGAGGCUCAGGAACUAUUGAAACAGCAAGGUGACUUUCUAGUCCGGGAGAGCCAUGGCAAACCAGGGGAAUAUGUGCUGUCUGUUUUUUCUGAUGGACAACGCAGGCACUUUAUAAUUCAGUUCGCAGAUAAUCAGUAUCGAUUUGAAGGAACUGGUUUUGCAACGAUCCCCCAGUUAAUAGAACACCACUAUACAACAAAGCAAGUUAUUACCAAGAAGUCAGGAGUUGUGCUACUGAAUCCUGUUGUCAAGGAUAAGAAAUGGAUUCUUAAUCAUGAAGAUGUAAUACUCGCAGAGCUACUGGGCAAAGGUAAUUUCGGUGAAGUAUUUAAGGGAACACUGAAAGACAAAACUCCCGUUGCAGUAAAAACAUGUAAAGAAGACUUACCCCAGGAGCUGAAAAUAAAAUUCUUAUCAGAAGCCAGGAUACUUAAGCAGUAUGAUCACCCAAAUAUUGUGAAGUUAAUAGGAGUUUGCACACAGAGGCAACCUAUUUACAUCGUAAUGGAACUUGUACCAGGGGGGGAUUUCUUGUCCUUUCUUAGGAAGAAAAAAGAAGAUCUAAAAACAAAACAGCUGGUAAAGUUUGCUUUAGAUGCUGCUGCAGGUAUGGCGUACCUGGAGUUAAAGAACUGCAUACACAGGGAUCUUGCUGCAAGAAACUGUCUGGUGGGAGAAAAUAAUUUACUGAAGAUAAGUGAUUUUGGAAUGUCCAGACAAGAGGAUGAUGGAAUAUAUUCAUCUUCGGGCCUGAAGCAGAUUCCUAUCAAAUGGACAGCCCCCGAGGCUCUAAAUUAUGGGAGAUACAGUUCAGAAAGUGAUGUAUGGAGUUAUGGCAUUCUUUUAUGGGAGACAUUCAGUUUAGGAGUCUGUCCUUACCCAGGAAUGACAAACCAACAAGCUCGGGAACAAGUGGAGAAAGGUUACAGAAUGACCUGUCCACAGAAGUGUCCAGAGGAGGUCUACAAAAUAAUGCAAAAAUGCUGGGAGUAUAAACCUGAAAAUCGUCCCAAAUUUGCUGACAUACAAAAAGAACUUGCAUUAGUGAAGAAAAAAUAGUCCAUAUAAAAAUUCAGUAUCACCAUGUUAUGCAAACUAUUUUAUAUCUAGGAAUACAGAGAUAACAUUGCUAUUUGCCUCAACAUCAACACUAUUUUAACGUGAUCAUACAGUAUGUGUAAAAUAUUCUGGUGUUAAUUUUGUUUCUAGCAUCACAGUGCCAUUGUCCUAACUAUUUUAGUGAAUUUUAGGUGCAGCCUAAAAUUCCACUAUUGUUGAGUUCAGUAUAAUGUGUUUUGAUUUUAUUUUUGCCCUUUUUCUUAUUAUCACAUUUUGCCAGACUUGAAAGGCUCUAAAUUGAACUCUUCAGUUAAAGCCAUGACACGUUAUUGUGUUUACUCAUUUGUUGUAAAGCACAAAUUUUAGAAACAAAUGGCAAAGUUAAAUCAGUAAAGGAAACUCCAGGGUUAUCUUUUGUCCAUUCCCUGUUUGUGAUUCUACUACGUGUUAGGAUGGAAAUAUCACCCUGGCAUAACUGCUAAGCUGUUUUGAAUCAUAUGAAAUCAGACCAAACUUACAUGUUUAAUCAAACCAAACUUUGGAAUGGCUGAAAAUGUUGGACUCCUUUCAGGGCAAGCUUUAUUUUGGGGGAAUUAAUUUUGGGUGUGCAGUAAGCAUUAUUUUCAUUACUUUAUUUUGGCCUUUUCCAGUAGACAACGUUAAACUAUUUGCAUCCAACAACUUAACAAUUGGAUAUAUUCUACAAUAUGAGGUAGAUCACAGCUACAUAGGUGAAGUCCAUGUUCUACAUAAUAUUUUUUCUAAGACUCUUCAAGUUCAUUUUGCUUUCAUAAGGUUAUAAACCAGUUAUUAUAUGCGUAAGUCAAUAAAUAAAGUGAAUUGGUAACUUAUCCACAAACUCUCAUUUACAGAUGGGAAGAUAUUUUUGAUAAAGUCCCUUCACAAAUACACAUUUACCACUUUGUCACAUGGUGUGGAUGUGAUCAUAAUAAAAUUAUCUUGAUUUAAUAAAUAUGAAUUUAUAAUCUCAUCACACAUUCCAACCGUGGGGAGCUUGUAUUAUCAGGACAAAAAGAUGAAACCUCAGUAGUUACAAGAUCUGGACAGUAAGGAGGCAGUGAUGCUCUUGUGCUCUUAUAGUCGUAAUGAAAAGAAUUGUAUGAAGAGAUGAUAAAGAGUCUAUUCCAAAAGAUUUUGCUAGGACUGGCUGACACUCGCAAGAGUGACUUCUUCCAUUCAUCAGUUCAUCAUUUUCGGUAUCCAUAUAGCACCCACUUUGUGGAAAUCCAGAAUAUUGUGGAUUACAGUGUGCACUGUACCAUAAGAUGUGUCUGCGAUGACAGUGACACCAUCUAUUGAUGGCCAAUGUUCACACACAUCAGUGCGUCAAUCCUGGCCACAUUGUCUUCUUUAGCUGCAGUUAUUGUUUGCCUUGGCUGUUUGUUAUGGACAUGUCAUUCCUUUUUGAGACCAUUCAACCAUUUAUAAUUUUUUUUCCAUAUAGUGUGGUCUUUCUCCUAUGAACAUUGCAUGUUUUAACAUUGCUGGGUCACUGAUCUAGAAUGGUGCACUCUUUCACUGGGACUUUACAGUGUGGCUGAUUUUUAAAUCCUUUAUUUAUCCAGGAAAACCAAUUGAGAAUAAGUUAUCAUUUAUGAUACCUGGACACUUUAUACAGCAAGCCAUUUACUAGAACAACCUGUGUAAAGAACCUUGCUCCAAGGUACAAUAGUAACAUUCCACCUGGGUUUACCCACUUAGUAAAUCACUCACUUGCUGCUUCAGCGUUACACAUAGUACAAUUUUAUUGCACACUUGUACUCUUAUUAAAAAUAUUUUUUCCUAUUUAUUGACUUACAGUCAUUAUUUAGUUUCUCUGUUUUUAUUAAUGGCUGUAUUUACAAUGACAGUUGAUAAGCAGAGUGUAACAAAGAAUUUCAGCAUUGUUUACUUAGUCUUCAAGAAGGCAGGUAGGCACAGAAAAUAGUUUAUAAAUAAGGUGUCUAAACAGUGUCACAGUAGUUCUUCCUUAUAUUUCUGCUAGUUGUUUCUGAUCCUAGUUCAGAAGCUUCAGGAAGCUGGUACUGUUUAAUAUUACUUAAUUCUAAGUACCUUAGCACAAAUAAACAUCAGAUCAUUUUGGUAUAUUUAUAAUGGAGCUAUAACCCAUGUACUUAAACACCUAAACCUAAAUUUAGCGCAACAUAUAGAUUUUGUGCUGCAUGAAGCUUAUCAAUGUGACAUGUAUAUGUGACACUGCUGAUCUUUGGUUGGGUAGUUGAGAUAAUCGUUUAGCAUCGGGAAAAAAAAAUAUCCCUAGAAUAUUUUGGAGUGUACAGUAUGUGCCAGUGCAGUGUUUUACUGUCAUUGCAGGAAAGUAAAAACCAUAGUUUCUUUAAUCACUCAAAAAAUUUUGCUUUAGGGAAGGAGCACUCCGUUUGCUUAGAUUAAGUUAUAAAAAUAUUUUUAUGGACAAGUAUCAUGGGUCAUACCAUGAUUGUAAAAGCUAACAACCUAUCAGGAAUCCUGACUAAUACAAGAAAAGAUAUGGGUAUAAUGAGGAAAGGAAACCUUCAAGAUUUUACUGUCAUAUAAGAGCACUGAAAAUGUCUUGUUAACUAAACCUAAAACAUAGGUAACCCUUUUCAAUUUGGAACUAUAGUUUUAUGGAUUUCAUUUUCUUUGAAAUGGUAUCAAGAUCCACAUUAUACAGAUAUUACACUACAGGCAUUACUUAUUGAGAGAGCUCAAGUGCCCAUGUUUUAAUGUGAAGAUAUCCCUUAGGGUCCUUAAUGGAAAUGCUGUUAUUUGUUAGCCUUGUUUGAAGCCUGUAGUUUUAGAAAACUAUAAUAGAUUUCAUUGUCCACAAUGCAUUAAACAUGUGUAGUACAGAAUCAUGAAAAAAAGUGUUGAAGAGAGUGGCUCUGGAGCUCUGGUGUGAUCUCCCAGUACUAUCAGCAUUCAUAUAUUACCCUCUCUGGGAUUCCAAUAAAGGCUUUUUCCAUAAAGGAAGGAAAACUGCAGGUUCAAGUGCAAUUUUUAAAUAUAUAUUUUUUCAGUUCUUACAUUGGAUAUAUGUAUAGACUUUGGAUGUGUCACAUUUAAUUUGCCUUCCAUAUACAUUGCUGAAACAAAGUAACAUACAAUACCAGUUUUUACUUAUUUUAAAUAUUAAAAUUUUCUCCUGAAGAUUUUUUUACAAACUUUAAGUCAGCCUUUUUGAUAAGAAAAGAACGUUAAAUAUUUUUUUUCAAAUGCAACCUUUUCCCCAGAUGUGUUUAUCGAGUUUUUUUAAGCAUGUACAAUUUUGUUACUGCUAUAAUCUUCAGUUUGUUAUUAGUAGGUCUCAAAAUGAGUUUACUGGCAGAUAAAAUAAGAAUUUGUCUUAAUCACAUCACACAUUAGGCUAAUGCUUUCUAGCUUCUAACAUAAACAACAAUUUCAUUAUAUAUUUUUAUCAGUAUCCUGGCAUUUUUAAGCAUUCUAUUUUUAAUGUUCUUUCUCAAAACAAAUUUUCCUUUCUUUAUUAAAAAAUGUUUCUGAAAUGACUGUAUUUACACCAUCUUUUUUAUAAAAUGUAGAAAGCAGUGGUAUAUUUUCGAAUAUCAGGAACCAAAGCCACAGCUAAAUAUUCUGAUAAGAAGACUCAUGUAUGUUUAUUUUUUUAUGUUUGUUUAUUUUGACGGAUCCUCAAAUAAUUAUGACCAACUUGUUAUAGUAGAUUUUUUUAAGGUUCAGGAGUAUUGUCCAAGCUUUAUCAUCUUCUUUUGUACAUAUUUUGUAUAAAACACAAUGUAACAAUUUGCAAAAAGUAAUCUUAGCACUCACAAAGGAAAUCUUUUCAGUCAUCUAUAAUUUUACUGUUUUUUUAACAGUGUCUGUUUUGAAUACCCAGGUUAUACUUAGCAACAUCAUAAUUGUAUUGUCCAUUCUUAUAACAGCAUGUUAGUGUAUUUUGUACAUUUAGUCCUGUAUAUAACAGAGAUCAUUUGUGCUUUCUGUGUCUUUUCAAUAUAAACACAAUAAAUGAGACAGUGAAAGAUGUUUAUUAUAUUUUAAUUUUUGUGUUUAUUUCAUUGAUGGAAAACACACGUGGUUACUGGAAAAACAAGAUAGGGGAACUUUAAUUAUAAAUAAUUGCACACCUGCUAAAAACAGAAAUUCACCCUGAGCAACUUUCACAGAUGAUUUUCAAUCUCUUGAAACUUUAUUGCUCCGUUAUAAAUUAGAGUUGCAUAAAAUGAACUUUUAUGUUCAGCUCUAAUUGUUCACAAAAAGUAACUAUAAAGUCAGUAUGGGUAUAAACAAGUAGAUACUAGUAGAUAGGCAAAAAGUGCUAGAUAUGUUCUGUAAUGUUAAUAAAACCACCCACCUAAUUAGUGUACUAUAAUUUUCAAGUUUUAUUUAUUUUGAAUUAUACUCGACUGUCUUAAUCCAUUUUUAUUAUUAUGCCUUUGUUUUCUUGCUGUAUUUCUUACUACCAUGUGAGUAUUAAACUCAGAUUUAAGUUCAGAUAUAGAACUUUACUUCUUAUUAUUAAAUGUAUAAACUGACCAAACUAUGAGUUUCUGAUGUAUGAUUGAUUCUCGAUUCUUCUCCUUUUAUAGUAUAGAUCCACCACAACAUUCUGUAGGAAGAUUGUACUUCUGUGAAUGUAAAAUCUGUGAAAUUAGUUAAUUUAAAAAUGUAUCCCUAAAAUUGAAAUGAAACAUACUACAAAAACUGUCAGACAUUCUCAGUAUAAUAUUCUAAAUAGUAUAUGAAGAGCAAAGUCAAACAUUUCAUACACUUUUGCCCAGCAUAAUGUGGAAACAAAAGCAAAACCAGUUUUGGCCAUAUUCAAGUGCACUCAUUAAUAUAAUGCAUUGUACUACUAAUUAAUUUCAUUUAAAUCUUUAUCCAAUGAGACUUACAUUUGUACCCAUUUAUACACAUUAGUAUUUUGCUAGAACAAUUCAGGUGAGUUGCCUUGCUCAGUAAUAUAACAGCAGUGUCUCACCUAGGAUUUGCUGCCAUGCGCCACAAUAUUGAUACUGUCUUUUAAGUGUAAGACCAAAAAACUGUAGUAGUGUCCAGCAACAUUAGAGUCCAGUCUUUCUGAAAUAGAUUCAAUUGGUAACACUGGACUUUAUCCUGAAAGUAUCAUGAUUAUAAUGAAAAAAAUAACCUGCAUGCAAAACAUUAUAUAUAUAUACAAACUUUUUUCAGUACCUUUACCCUAAGACACUGUAUUUAAAGUAGGAAUAGUCAUUCCUUGAUACUUAUGCAAACAAUUUUAUGUUGCUUUUUUUGAAGCAAACACCCAGAGUUACUGAUUGUUUUAUUUUCUGUGUAUUAUUUUCAUUAGCUUUCUUUGUGAAGAGAGCUGUAUUGGACCCAUCACACGGUUGACAUGUUCAAGGUUCAUGUUAAUACUGUGUACUUGCAAUAAAAACAUAUUGUGUUUAA
This is a messenger RNA of Lepisosteus oculatus (spotted gar), 7743 nucleotides long. The record is from RefSeq and is a predicted model, not a curated record. NCBI's taxonomy places the organism in Eukaryota, Metazoa, Chordata, Actinopteri, Semionotiformes, Lepisosteidae.